GCACAGCGGGCAGCAUGCCGCUCCUGCCCAGCCUCUCCCCCGUCACCUGGCUGCUCCUUGCCGCCUUCCUGUGCCUCGUGGCCCUCUACGGGAUAUGGCCCUACCAGACCUUCAAGAAGCUGGGCAUUCCUGGCCCACGGCCCCUGCCAUUUGUGGGAACUUUCCUGGAGUACCGACAUGGAGUCCACAAUUUUGACCAGAAAUGCUUUGAAAAGUAUGGAAAAAUCUGGGGGUUUUAUGAUGGCAGGCAGCCUGUGCUGGCUGUUUUGGACCCCAUCCUCAUCAAAAACAUCCUGGUGAAAGAGUGCUACAACAUUUUUACUAAUCGCCGGAACUUUCGUCUGAACGGGAUCCUGGAGUCAGCUCUCAAUGUGGCUGAAGACGAGCAGUGGAAAAGGAUUAGUGUAGUGCUGUCUCCAGCCUUCACCAGUGGGAAGCUGAAAGAGAUGUUCCAUAUCAUUAAUCACCAUGGUGGAAAAUUAGUGAAAAAUAUUGAGAAGAAGGUGGCUAAUGAUGAGUUUGUGACUGCAAAGGACAUUUUUGGAGCUUACAGCAUGGAUGUGGUGACCAGCACUUCUUUCAGUGUCAAUGUUGACUCCAUGAACAACCCCAAUGACCCCUUUGUCACCAACAUUAAGAAAUUUCUUCAGUUUAGUUUCCUGAGUCCUGUGUUCUUACUCUUAGUGUUGUUCCCCUUUGUUAUACCUGUGCUGGAAAAGAUGAAGGUGGCUCUGUUACCCUCAGAUGUCAUGGAUUUCUUCAAGAAUGUCUUCACAAAAAUAAAGAAGGAACGGGAGAAGGGCAGCAGCACAGACCGGGUGGAUUUCCUGCAGCUCAUGAUUGAAUCGCAGAAGUCACAUGAUGGCUCCAAGUCUGCUGAGACCAACUUGGACAAAACAUUAAGUGAUGAGGAAGUUCUGGCCCAGGCUCUUAUCUUUGUCUUUGCUGGUUAUGAGACCACCAGCUCCACCCUCAGCUACAUAGCCUACAACCUGGCCACCCACCCUGAUGUGCAGCAGCGACUCCAGGACGAGGUCGAUGCACACCUGCCUAACAAGGCCUCUCCCACAUACAACGCCAUCAUUCAGAUGGAGUACUUGGACAUGGUGGUGAGCGAAUCCAUCCGGCUCUACCCCACCGGGGGCCGGCUUGAGAGGGUCUGCAAGAAGACUGUGGAGCUCAAUGGAGUGACUAUUCCAGAGGGAAUGGUGGUCCUGAUCCCAGCCUUCGUGCUGCACCGGGACCCACAGUACUGGCCAGAGCCGGACGAGUUCAGGCCUGAGAGGUUCAGUAAAGAGAGCAAAGAGGGUAUUGACCCCUACACCUUCCUGCCAUUUGGGGCAGGCCCCAGGAACUGCAUAGGGAUGAGGUUUGCUCUCCUUGUUGUGAAAGUGGCUGUGGUUGUCCUGUUGCAGAACUUCUCAUUCAGACCCUGCAAAGACACACCGAUGAGGAUCUGUGGUGAUAUCCCACUGGACCUGGACUCGAAAGGUUUCAUGCAGCCAAAGAAGCCCAUUGUCCUGAAGAUGGUCCCCAGAGCCCAGGCUGACCUGAAGAAGUGA
Messenger RNA from Lonchura striata (white-rumped munia), 1562 nucleotides. The record is from RefSeq and is a predicted model, not a curated record. Lineage: Eukaryota; Metazoa; Chordata; Aves; Passeriformes; Estrildidae.